AUGGAUAAAUACUAAAGUUUAGAUAAAUCCACCUUAAUGCAUAAUAUUUAUAAGUAUGAGACCAUAGAUAAGAUUGAAAAUUAAGGAAAAUUAAAGCUACCAGAUGAAUUUAUAAUAGAAAUUGUGAAUUUAUAUGGCGACAUCAACUGUCCAAAAAUUGAAGUUAAGCAUUAAGAUCUAGGAAAAUUAAUUGAGAGCAAGAGUUAAAAAAAGCCUAUGAAUUAAAAAGAUUUUAUAUAUCUUUUACAUAAUAUGAUGAUUAAUUCAUAAGAGACCAGUCGUUGGAGUUAUUUGAAUGAGCUUAAAGAGGAGAGGAAAUAGAAGAGAAGACAGUAAGUAAUUUGA
This is a messenger RNA of Paramecium tetraurelia, 345 nucleotides long. RefSeq lists its product as uncharacterized. The transcript has a single exon. NCBI's taxonomy places the organism in Eukaryota, Ciliophora, Oligohymenophorea, Peniculida, Parameciidae. The record is from RefSeq and is a predicted model, not a curated record.